AUGGCAACACAAGCCACUUUCUCUGGCAUUGCGACUGCGGCGGCAGCAGGAGGCAAGCCCAAAUGGACUGAUUGGUCUUCAACUGGUCCACCCACAGAAGUUGAUGCGGUCGUGAUCGGUGGAGGUUUCUCUGGGCUCACAGCAGCGUAUGAUUUGCAACAGAGUGGACUGAGCACAGUAGUGCUAGAGGCUAGGGACAGACUGGGGGGCCGAUCUUGGUCGUAUCAACUGGAGAGUGGACCUGGAAUUGUCGAAUUGGGUGCGACGUGGAUCAACAACAGCACACAGCCAUCAGUUUUCAGUCUUGCUGAAAAGUUUGGAUUGACAACAAUCGAGCAGUACAUCAAAGGAGAUCAAAUCAUCCAAGGUCCCGAUGGAGAGGUCUUCAGACUUCCGUCGCUAGAUCAGUUGAGUGUGGAUCCAUCCCCCGAACCGAGUCCUGAACUGGAGGCGCUUCAGCUCGCAGGCACACUCAUGGCUCUGAUCAACGAGGCAGCCGAUAAGGUUGAUAUUCGUCGACCGAACCAAUUCCCUGAAGAACAGGAUGUGACUGUUGCGGAAUGGGUUGCUCAGCAGGGUCUGUGGGACAAUCUCGUGGUCCAAGCAUUCACCAGGCAACUGACAUCGACUCUUGUUGGUCGAGAACCUCACGAGCUUGGGGUACAAUACUUUUUGGACUAUGUCAAGUCUGGACUUGGGUUCGACAGUCUGGGCAGUGAGAAGGCCGAUGGAGCUCAAUAUCUGAUGAUUAAAGAAGGUACUUCCGCCAUUGCGACCGAACUCGCCAAAGCCAUGACAUCUGGUAGCGUGCUCACCAGCGCUCCUGCAACUAGCAUCGUCCAGACCAAGGACCACGUCAUUGUCAGCACCAAGUCCGGGCAGAAAUUUAAGAGCAAGAAGGUGAUAAUGGCCAACCCGACCAACACAUACAAAGAAAUUGAUUUCGCGCCUGGCCUCCCAGAAGAAAAGAAGAUUGUUGUGUCCAACACUAUGCCGGGGAUCUACGCCAAGAUGAUCCUGACCUAUAGUAGCCCUUGGUGGCGCGAGGCAGGUCUACAGGGCAAGUUCACGUCAUUGGUGGGACCAGCUUGUUUUGGGUGGGAGAUCUCGGUGCCAGAUUUAUCGCAGUACAGUUUGGCGGUAUUUGUCUCGGGGGAUGUCGCACGUGAAUGGCAUCAAUUGCCGGCGGAUCAACAAAAGAAGUCAAUCAUUGAGCAUAUGGGCCAGAUGGUGGGUGAGGAACUGGCAGAAAAGGCACAUGACGUGCUCGAGGUCAACUAUGUUGAGUGGACCAAGGAGGAGCAUAUCUGGGGAGGACCGACGAGCUCCAUGGGGCCAGGAUUGUUGCGCAAACAUGGACAGGCGUUAAGAGAACCGUUUGGUCAUGUCCAUUUCGCUGGUGGCGAGACGGCGUUCGAGUGGAAGGGGUAUUUGGAGGGCGCAGUCACGGCGGGCCAGAGGGCAGCCAAAGAGGUCAUUGAGUCCCUGAAAGGAGAGGAGUAG
Exophiala mesophila is the source of this 1503-nucleotide messenger RNA. RefSeq lists its product as uncharacterized. Bases 1 to 1503 code for a protein of 500 amino acids. Gene Ontology annotation, molecular function: oxidoreductase activity. NCBI's taxonomy places the organism in Eukaryota, Fungi, Ascomycota, Eurotiomycetes, Chaetothyriales, Herpotrichiellaceae. The transcript is spliced from 3 exons. The record is from RefSeq and is a predicted model, not a curated record.